AUGGCUUCAAUGCUUGAGUUCCGCACUCAAGGCUUCAAUCCUUAUGCUGUCAAGUACUCGCCCUACUACGACUCGCGGAUCGCCGUCGCAAGCUCCGCCAACUUCGGCAUCGUGGGCAAUGGCCGCCUCUUUGCGCUGGGCUUGUCGGCGCAGGGCAUCCAGGUCGAGAAAACCUUCGACACCAACGACGCUCUGUACGACCUGGCGUGGUCAGAGAUCAACGAGAACCAGCUGGUCGUAGCCUGCGGCGAUGGCUCGAUAAAGCUGUUCGACCUCGGCGUCAACGACUUCCCCGUCAUGAACUUCCAUGAACACAAACGGGAGACGUUCGCCGUGUGUUGGAACCCCGUCACCAAGGACUCUUUCGUCUCGAGUUCGUGGGACGGGACCGUCAAAAUCUGGUCGCCAACACGCAACCAGUCCAUCACGACGCUCCCCAUAGGCAACUGCACAUACAGCACCUCAUUCUGCCCCUCCAACCCCGCCCUCAUCUCCGCCGCCUCGACCGACUCCCACCUGCGCAUCUACGACCUCCGCACGCCCCCCUCGGCCAAGUACCACCUCGUGUCCUCUAUCCCCGUCCACGCGCCGCCGCAGACGACCCUCCCCGGCAGCCCAGGUCAGCCCUCCGCCCCCGCCGAGAUCCUCACCCAGGACUGGAACAAAUACCGCGACGCCGUGAUAGCCACCGGCGGCGUCGACAGGGUCAUACGCACCUUCGACAUCCGCAACCCCGCGGGGGGUCCACUGUCGGUGAUGCCGGGCCACGACUACGCCGUGCGGAAGCUGGCGUGGAGCCCGCAUGCGAGCGACGUGCUCAUCAGCGCCAGCUACGACAUGACGGUGCGCCUGUGGAGCGACGGGUCGAUGCAGCAGUCCGCGAUGAACCCGGGCGGCGGGCCGUCGGUCGGGAGGCAGCUCGGGGUCAUGAACAGGCAUACCGAGUUCGCCACAGGCGUGGACUGGUGCUUGUUUGGGAUGGGUGGCUGGGUCGCCUCGGUCGGCUGGGACGAGAGGGUGCUGUUAUGGGAUUCGAACAUGCUCAUGGCUGGGAGAUAA
This is a messenger RNA of Clonostachys rhizophaga, 1059 nucleotides long. The record is from the annotation of a GenBank genome assembly. Lineage: Eukaryota; Fungi; Ascomycota; Sordariomycetes; Hypocreales; Bionectriaceae.